Molecule: messenger RNA, 408 nt
Organism: Lachancea thermotolerans CBS 6340
Lineage: Eukaryota; Fungi; Ascomycota; Saccharomycetes; Saccharomycetales; Saccharomycetaceae
Gene: DSS4
Product: guanine nucleotide exchange factor DSS4
Exons: 1
Coding region: 1-408 (135 amino acids)
Biological process (GO): post-Golgi vesicle-mediated transport; small GTPase-mediated signal transduction
Cellular component (GO): cytosol; membrane
Molecular function (GO): guanyl-nucleotide exchange factor activity; zinc ion binding
Source: RefSeq, a predicted model, not a curated record
AUGACCAAACUGCGUUGCCCCUUCGCAGGGUGCGAUAGCUGUAUUGUUAGCGCAGAAGAGGGCCGCAAGGUAGUUCUACCGGCUGAGGUUUACGACAAAUUAAGGCUGGCACUGCCCUCGAACCAGGCCCCACGCAGCGGGGAAUUCUCUGUGUUCGAAGACAUCUGGGACUUCGACAACAUUGGGGUCUCACGGCAGGUGCCGACUGAGAUCGAGGCUGCUGCCGAGAAUGCACAGGAGCUGCGUUUUACCUGGAAGGAGCGGCCGUACACGCUGGGGAAACUGCAGAAGUACUUGAUCUGCGCGGACUGCGACCGGGGCCCCUUAGGCAUUGUGUGCGAGAUCCUGGACGCCGAGGGCGCUCGCGAGACCGUGAACCUACUGAGUUUGGCCAGCGUGCUGGCGUGA